AUGGAUCUCGGUGAUGAGGGGAGCUCUCCGUGGGGAGACGAGCCCUCGCGAAAUAAGGCAUCACAGAACCCGCCCAAGACACCACAGGAGGACAGUGUGGAAUCUGGUGCCCCCUCCAAAGCCUCCGCCAGCACCGUCCCGAACGUUUCCGUGGCGCCGCGAUCUCCAGCAACACGCGGUCCCAGGAGACGCCAGUAUGGCCCGCAACCAACCCGACUCGAGGCCGUAGACGAUCCUCUGGGACCUCUGGGGGCUCCCACGCCUCCUUCGGGAGGUCUCGAAGCCCCUCCAGCACCCCCACAGAAGGAGCCGGUGCCGUCUCGUAGCCCUCGACCGACUGCCGCAGCCCCUGCCUCCACGUCUUCCAUUCGGGGCAUGAUGGAUUCGGUGAACCUAGACGAUGACGAGGACGAAACGCCAGUCGCAAGUACCCCGCGGAUACCUCCCCCAGUGCAGCCCCCAAGCAACAGUACCCCUCAGCGACAGACACAGCCGAGUGUGAGUGUAGAACAGGCUGCGAAGCCCACGUUCCAAAUCACUGUCGGAGACCCGCACAAGGUUGGGGACCUCACCAGCUCGCACACGGAGUAUUCAGUCUUCACAAAGACCACCUCCAAAGGAUACCGCAACCCUGAGUUUACGGUCUCCCGCCGCUACCGUGACUUCCUCUGGUUGUACAAUCAGCUCCACAACAACAACCCCGGAGUCAUCAUACCGCCUCCUCCAGAGAAGCAGGCGGUAGGCCGCUUCGAUGCGGAUUUUGUCGAGUCGCGACGUGCUGCGCUGGAACGGAUGCUGAACAAGACAACGCACCAUCCAGUUCUGCAGCAUGACAGCGAUCUGAAGCUUUUCCUAGAGAGCGAUGCCUUCAAUGUCGAUAUCAAGAACAAGGAACGGAAGGAUCCUGGGCUUGGCGAGAGCAAAGGCAUGUUCGGGUCCAUGUUGUCUGGAGGUGGAGGCAAAUUCAUUGAGCAUGAUGAUUGGUUCCAUGACCGGAAAAUCUACCUGGAUGCUCUCGAGAACCAGCUCAGGGCUCUCCUGAAAGCCACAGAUACAGUCGUUGCCCAGCGGAAGGGCCUCGCAGAGGCAUGCGGAGACUUCUCUGCCUCACUACAUUCGCUUGCAGCUGUUGAACUCUCGCCGUCUCUCUCCGGUCCUCUCGAUGGGCUAUCCGACAUUCAGAUUCGCAUCCGCGAGCUGUACGAACGCCAAGCUCAACAGGACGUCCUGACCAUGGGCAUUGUCAUCGACGAGUACAUUCGUCUGAUCGGAUCCGUCAAGACGGCAUUCCAGCAAAGACAAAAGGCGUAUCAUUCUUGGCAUAAUGCCGAGUCCGAACUCCAGAAGCGUAAGGCUACCCAGGACAAACUGCUCAGACAGGGCAGGUCCCAGCAAGACCGACUCAAUCAACUUAGCGCGGAUGUUGCAGACGCAGAGAGGAGAGUACAUCAAACGCGCCUCCUGUUUGAAGAUAUGGGUCGUUUAAUGAGAGCAGAGUUGGAGCGCUUUGAAAAAGAAAAGGUGGAGGACUUCAAGUCGGGUGUUGAAACAUUCUUAGAGAGUGCCGUUGAAGCACAGAAAGAGCUUAUCGAAAUCUGGGAAACAUUCCUCAUGCAGAUGGACCUUGAAGACGGAGAGACAUUCGUUCCGCCGGCUGGCGUUGUGGCACUGCCGACCGAAGUGUCGAAGUCAAUUGAGGACCGGCCCGAAAGCCAAGACUCUGGUAGUGUAGAUGUACGAGCUGCUACGGAGGCCACUCGGGAGAUGCAGGACUGA
Molecule: messenger RNA, 1776 nt
Organism: Lindgomyces ingoldianus
Lineage: Eukaryota; Fungi; Ascomycota; Dothideomycetes; Pleosporales; Lindgomycetaceae
Product: Vps5-domain-containing protein
Exons: 5
Coding region: 1-1776 (591 amino acids)
Biological process (GO): protein retention in Golgi apparatus; retrograde transport, endosome to Golgi
Cellular component (GO): endosome
Molecular function (GO): phosphatidylinositol binding
Source: RefSeq, a predicted model, not a curated record